CCAAAAUAAAUAAAAUUGGCACACCGUUGAUUGGUCUGAUUUUACACACGUUACAGUUUUUCACCCGUUGUCCCUUCUCGCAAGGACUUUGAACCUGCGACUGGUAUUUGAGCUGUGCCCUAGAUUUUCGCUCUCUCCAAAAUCCAAAUCUAUUUCAAUUUCUAGCUCCUCUCUUUGCUUAAUUUCCUUCAUUUUCAUUCAAAAAUGAUCCGGUUCAUUCUAUUACAGAACAGGCAAGGAAAGACCCGUCUUGCCAAGUACUACGUUCCUCUCGAGGAUUCCGAGAAACACAAGGUCGAAUACGAGGUUCAUCGAUUGGUGGUAAACAGAGAUCCCAAGUUCACGAAUUUCGUCGAGUUCCGCACUCAUAAGGUAAUCUACAGGCGCUAUGCUGGGUUAUUCUUCUCGCUCUGCGUCGACAUUACUGAUAAUGAGUUGGCUUAUUUGGAGUGCAUCCAUUUGUUCGUGGAGAUACUGGAUCAUUUCUUCAGCAAUGUGUGCGAGCUAGAUUUGGUUUUUAACUUCCACAAGGUUUAUCUGAUACUUGAUGAAUUCAUUCUCGCUGGGGAGCUCCAAGAAACAAGCAAAAAGGCGAUUAUUGAAAGAAUGGGCGAACUGGAAAAGUUGGAGUGAGACCUUAUUCUGAGGAGUGUGUUAUAGGAGUGUCAUUUUUCAUUUUUCUUUUUCUUUCCCUUUUUUUCCCCAGUUGGUUUCUAUUUUGUUUACAAAAUUCAUACUGCGGCUUUCUUCUUGUAAUAUCAGAAAAUUGUUCCUUGUUCAUUUCUCUAAUGUGUUUCUUCUUCUUCACUUUUCCCCAUGUUGCUGUUAGUAACAUGGGUGGCUGUAAGUCACAUUCAAUCAACAAAGGCAAUAUACAUAAACGUAGCAGCACUGUGUGCACUAUCCGAA
Molecule: messenger RNA, 909 nt
Organism: Quercus lobata
Lineage: Eukaryota; Viridiplantae; Streptophyta; Magnoliopsida; Fagales; Fagaceae
Product: SNARE-like superfamily protein
Exons: 6
Coding region: 205-633 (142 amino acids)
Biological process (GO): protein transport; clathrin-dependent endocytosis
Cellular component (GO): AP-2 adaptor complex
Molecular function (GO): clathrin-cargo adaptor activity
Source: RefSeq, a predicted model, not a curated record